UUCAUUUAUUGUCUGUGGCACUUAGUCAAGAAAAUCCAUUUUCACAAAGACGCCUUUCGUGUUUUCAUGUUAAUUUCCGACAAAACUGCUGAUUUUUGUAUUUUUUGUAUCAGUGAAACAAUCAUUCCGUCCUCGCACAAUAUACAGCAAGUACAAAAAACAAUAAUGAGAUAAUACCUAUCUCAUGAGCGCGGAGCGGAGCAGUUACUUCAUUUAUAACUUGCGGAGGCGAGGCGCGGCGGCCUGGAGAGACCAUGACGAGACCCGGGCCUCCCAAUGAAAAUUUGCCGACCGUAAAACUGGUGGUGGUGGGCGACGGCGGCGUGGGCAAGAGCGCCAUCACGAUCCAGUUCUUCCAGAAGCUGUUCGUGACGGACUACGACCCCACCAUCGAGGACUCCUACAUCCAGCACACCGAGGUCGACGGCCAGUGGUGCAUCCUCGAUGUGCUGGACACGGCGGGGCAGGAGGAGUUCAGCGCCAUGCGCGAGCAGUACAUGCGCAAGGGCGACGGCUUCCUGCUGGUGUACUCCGUCACCGACCAGCAGAGCUACGAGAACAUCCGCCACUUCCACACGCAGAUCCUGCGCGUCAAGGACAGGGAAUCCUACCCGAUGCUGGUGGCAGCCAACAAGGUGGACCUCGUGCACGUGCGCGCCGUGAGCGAGGAGGCGGGCCGCGAGCUGGCGCGGCAGCUGGGCGCGCCCUACAUCGAGACCAGCGCCAAGGAGCCGCCGCUCAACAUCGACGCCGCCUUCCACGAGCUGGUGCGCAUCAUCCGCAACCACCCGCAGCAAGAGGAGAAGCAGCGCCGGCGCCGCAAGCUGGCCGCCUGCACCGUGCUGUGAGCGCCCGCGCCGCGCCGCCGCUGUGACGUCACGCUUCGACGCCUGUCACCUGUCGCCUGUCACCCGUCACUUGCCGUUGACAUAACCGAGCGCCGUGGCUCAACGAGGUAAGCCAAAACACAUCGAGUGUAAUUUUCUUUUAGGAUUUUGACAUAUCUGUCAAUGUCAUGUCAAAAAUAACCAAUCAUGCAGCAUUUGGACCUCGCGUCUACGUAUUGCCAUCUGACGGAUUUUUCAAUCGCGAAAACCCUCAUUGACACUUCACGACUGUAUUCUGCGAUUUUGACAGCAGGUAUCUUAUUGUUAUUGUAUGUGAACUGGGCUAUGGCAAAGGUAUUUGGUCCCACUAUAAUCAAAUUAAGGGAAUUAAAAUUUAAGGCCAAUUGAAACCGUUAUAAACUAUCAUGAUCGCGAGGACACGAAUUGUCGGCGAUUCUCUUUUAUUUUAAUCCAUCUGUAUAUUUGGUGGAAACCGUAUACGU
Molecule: messenger RNA, 1330 nt
Organism: Ostrinia nubilalis (European corn borer)
Lineage: Eukaryota; Metazoa; Arthropoda; Insecta; Lepidoptera; Crambidae
Product: ras-related protein M-Ras-like
Exons: 6
Coding region: 255-848 (197 amino acids)
Biological process (GO): Ras protein signal transduction
Cellular component (GO): plasma membrane
Molecular function (GO): GTPase activity; GTP binding; GDP binding
Source: RefSeq, a predicted model, not a curated record